Molecule: messenger RNA, 774 nt
Organism: Peromyscus californicus insignis
Lineage: Eukaryota; Metazoa; Chordata; Mammalia; Rodentia; Cricetidae
Product: calcium-activated chloride channel regulator 4A-like
Exons: 2
Coding region: 87-698 (203 amino acids)
Source: RefSeq, a predicted model, not a curated record
UUGAAGGGAACCCACCCAGACCUGAAACAACAGAGGCUACUCAUCCAGUCCUGGAUUUCAGAAUUUCAGAAGAACAACAUCUGGAGAUGCAUUUGUGGUAUCCAAUAUUCCAUCUUAUUCAUUGCCUGUCCAGUACCCACCAAGUCAAAUCACAGACCUUGAUGCCACACUUGAUAGGGAAGAUCAGUCUAACAUGGACAGCACCGGGAGAUGAUUUUGAUGUGGGAAAAGUUCAACGGUAUAUCAUAAGAAUAAGUGAAAAUAUCAUUGACCUAAGAGACAAUUUUGAUGGGGCUCUUCAAGUUAAUACGACUAACCUGUUACCCAAUGAAGCCAACUUCAAGGAAACCUUUGCCUUUAAACCAGAAAACAUCUCAGAAGAAAAUGCAACCCACAUCUUCAUUGCCAUUCAAAGUGUCGACAAAAGCAAUUUGAUAUCGAAACUGUCCAACAUCGCACAAGUAGCACUGUUCACGCCUCAAGCAGAGCCUGAUCCUGACGGUCCUGGUAGUCCCGACGGUCCUGGCAGUCCUGACGGUCCUGGCAGUCCUGGGGGAAGUCCACAUUCUGGAGUUAGUAUUUCCACUAUUGUGCUGUCUGUGGUGGGCUCUAUUGCACUUGUUUGUAUUAUUUUAAGUGCCACUAUUUGUAUCUUCAAGAACAGAAGGUCCUCAUCAAGAGCUGUGAUAACAUUUUGAAAAGCAACAUAAAUAAAAAGUUAUUUCUGAGUUUUUAAGUACAUCCCAUGUGAUCAUGAACUCAAAAACAAUUUCA